CAGCCGGCUGGGCGGCACGUGCCUGGUGAUGGCUGGGCCCGCGGCAGCCUUGUCAUCGACCUCGUUGCCCCGUAUCGUCACGACUGGGGAUGCAGUGCAACCUGACUCGUCUUCCCUGAUCGGCAAAGCUCUACAGGUUGCCCAGUAUGAAGUCUUUGCUGAAUUCGGGAGAUGUUGGACAGCGGCCACGAGGCCACGUUCCUUGAAGGGGAGGAGUUGGCGCAACAGAAGAAAGAUUUCCAAGGCUAUAAAGAUGGCUUGGUGCGACUUAACCCCGGCAGGUGGCUCUUCACUUCAAGGUUCACCAAACUCGCAAACAAGCUGUAUAACUUUCAGUGGAAGAGCAGUGACGUGGUGGUGAUGACCUACCCGAAGUGCGGCACCACCUGGACACAAGAGAUCGUCUGGACCAUGAGAAACAACGCCAACUUUGAUCAUCCCUUUGCAAUGGAACCCCCAAUGGACCGAGCUCCUUUCUUUGAAUGUGACAUGUUUCUUCCGGAAGAAAUUGCUCCCGACAGCCCAUUUUUAAAAGAGUGCCCGUCGUUUGAACGCUGGUGUCCAGGCGCUGAUCCCAAAGAUGGCGUCUACUUACAGAUAUCGGCAGCCACGCCUGAACCUCGAACCAUUAAGACCCACCUGUCCUUUUCUCUGCUUAAUCCCUCGCUGCUUGACACAGCCAAGGUUGUGUAUGUGGCCAGGAAUCCCAAGGACGUGUUCUUCUCCUACCUGCAUCACUCACGUCUCUUAGUCGACCAUGGAUUUGUGGGCACCAUGGAGGACUUCAUGAAAUACUAUAUUAAUGGAGACUUGGUGUACGGCGCAUAUGACAAGCAUGUGAAGGAGGCGUGGGAGCACCGCGACCAUCCCAACCUGCACUUGUUGUUCUAUGAAGACCUCAAGGCGAACACUUUGAAAGAAUUACGCAGACUCAGUGACUUCAUAGGCACCGAGUUAACGGACGAUCAACUCAAAAAGAUCGCUGAAUACACUUCGUUUGACCAAAUGAAGGCCAGGGAUGACGAUAAAUUGAGGGCAUUCUACAACAACGACAUCUGGAAAAAAGACGGUGGAUUCUUCAGGAAAGGACAAAGUGGUGGCUGGAAGAAGAACCUGCCCGAGGAUGUCACUGCAGAGAUGGAUGCUUGGAUCAAGAAAAGUUUCAACUUUGGCAUCACCUUCAAGUAGUCUGCACACAGCAUUGUUUUCCAGGAACUGGAAUAACUUUAUUCAUAAAACUAUAAAUAUAGUAUUUGUAUAACAAAUCACUAAAUUUUGAAACUACUUAGGUUUUCAACAUUCAUAAUGCAUGUUAUCAUGACAUGAAUAUCAGUCAUUAACACUGAACUUAGUGAGUCUGGUAAACAAUAUUAUAAAUUCAAAGUAUCAAUCUUAGUUAUCUUUAUUUCCUAUUAUAUAUAAAUAGUUCUUCUGUAUACAUACAAUGUAUAUGUAUAUUUUUUGGUUUGGUCUUAUGAAUUAGCAAAGUAAUUAUCUUCCAAAAGUACUGGACACACCUUGUCAUAAAUUCAUAUUAAAUGAAA
Messenger RNA from Portunus trituberculatus (swimming crab), 1544 nucleotides. Its product is annotated as sulfotransferase 1C4-like. Gene Ontology annotation, biological process: sulfation. Gene Ontology annotation, molecular function: sulfotransferase activity. Bases 172 to 1188 code for a protein of 338 amino acids. NCBI's taxonomy places the organism in Eukaryota, Metazoa, Arthropoda, Malacostraca, Decapoda, Portunidae. The transcript has 8 exons. Gene Ontology annotation, cellular component: cytoplasm. The record is from RefSeq and is a predicted model, not a curated record.